ACAGGCCUCAGCAAAUAUUGCUGUAAACGAAACUGAAAGUGUGGGAUGUGACUAAAGGGGUGGAGAGAGAGAGAGAAGGAGAGGAGAGGCAUAAGGAAGACAGAGGACAAAGGAAAUCACUCAUUUCGAUCUCGGAAAGUGUGCCAAGAUGCAGUCGCUCCAAGAUCAGGACGCUCUCAUCCCUCGGCCCCGCGGGGCUUUGCCUAAGGUGUGUGCUGUGGCGCUGGCUGCCAUAACAAUAGUAGGCAUCGAGUUUCUGUCUCCUGAAAGGUUAUUUGGCUGGGUUGCCAUGGUGAUACUCAUCCUGACCCUUGGCCCUCUGCUGCACGGGCUCUGUCUGCUAGCAGAGGAGAUGCUACACCACUCAAACACCAGGUAUCAGGGCCGAGGGCUGCUGAGCCACAUGCUGCCAGCCUGUGGUCUGUGCGGAAAGACUCUGCUGGCUGCAUUGCUGGCAGGCCUUCUGCUCAACCUGGCCGGACAUCCUCUGCCACGCGAAGGCCAGUGCUGGAAGCUCCUCUUCCUGGCCUCGACUCUUUACGCUCUAUUCAAAAGCCUGGGAGUCCUGGGUCCAUCGGAGGUGGAGGUGUCAGACAUGUGCGAGGGGAGGAAGAUGAACGUGGCUCACGGCCUGGCCUGGUCCUUCUACCUGGGCUACCUGCGACUGGUGCUACCACGUUUGGAGGACUCCAUAACAGCAUUUCGUUCCACCCAUCGGGCCAGCAGCCCCUUCUGGGGUCGUGGCACCAGGAAGCUUAUCAUCCUCGUACCUCUCAACGCCAACAUUUCUCACAAGCUGGAGGAACAGGAUGACAACAUCCGUUUCUAUGACAACCUCCCCAACACUGAGAUGGAUAGGGCAGGAGUCCGGGGACGGGUCUACAAGCACAGCGUCUACAGAGUGCUGGACAAACAUGGGAAGGGCCACGAGUGUGUGGUGGAGUAUGCCACGCCUCUGCUGACGCUGUACAGCAUGUCCCAAGAGAGCAGCGCUGGUUUCGGAGAGCCUGAGCGCAGACAGCAGGUCCUGCUCUUCUUCAGGACCCUGCAGGACAUCCUGGAGCAUUCACUGGAGUGUCGCAACCGCUACACACUCAUCCUGCUCAAUGACGAGCAUGAGAACAACCCUCACUUCCUGUCCGAGGCCAUCCUCAGACACCUGGAGCAGCAGGAAAGGGAGGAGUACUGCCUCACCCCACCUCCCCACCAGGAGAUGGUGCACCCGUUGUCGAGUACAUCAGGUGCCCCGCGAAGUGCGCCGCCUGCCAACACUGACUGGCAGCACCCUGAACCAAUGACCAGGGAGCCCACGCUCAUGUUCAGCCUAGAGAAACCUCAGCCUCUGAAGGAACCUGUCGAGAACACUGAGCAUUUCUAGACUGGUUAUGUUUCAUUUGACCUCUUCUACAAGUAACGGUUAGAUGAGUAACAGACAUUCUGAGGAGCUGCCCUACCAGUGACAGCAGGAGAGAACAACUUCAGCCACUUAUUGUGAUGAUAUGAGUGCAGUGGAAGCAGAUUGUGCAGUCAGCUGGCUUUAAUGCUCAGAAGGUGUUGCAACUGGAGAGUGUCAUUCAGAGAACAGGAAACGAUCUUCUGCCAUUGUCCACUAAAUAUCUAAUUAUUUAAGUCCAAAGUUUUACACCUGAUGUCCGCCUCCUUCAGUGGUCUCAGCAUUAUAUGACAACUGUUUACAAGCUCCCCCUGCUGGAUAUAAUGUGCAUAGGAUUCAGACUUUCAUGAUGUCUUUGUGUUCUCACCUCAUGUGUAUCUGGUUCAGACAGAUUGAAGAUAGAACCAAUAAAGACUGGACAGGAAGCUUGACA
This is a messenger RNA of Acanthopagrus latus (yellowfin seabream), 1826 nucleotides long. RefSeq names its product stimulator of interferon response cGAMP interactor 1 (gene sting1). Gene Ontology annotation, molecular function: cyclic-di-GMP binding; 2',3'-cyclic GMP-AMP binding. Lineage: Eukaryota; Metazoa; Chordata; Actinopteri; Spariformes; Sparidae. Gene Ontology annotation, cellular component: endoplasmic reticulum membrane; autophagosome. Gene Ontology annotation, biological process: autophagosome assembly; positive regulation of type I interferon production; defense response to virus. Bases 149 to 1378 code for a protein of 409 amino acids. The record is from RefSeq and is a predicted model, not a curated record. The transcript is spliced from 7 exons.